AUGCAGAUUGCCAUAUAUUACGACCACAAACCCAACAAUGGCAGCGGCAAAAAUAGAAGGUCACCAGGCCAGGAAUUUUGCCGCCCCGUUCACCUUCUCAUAGUCCUGGGCAGCGGCGGGCACACCGCAGAAAUGCUCUCCAUGCUCAAACAUGCCCCGUUGGACACUAAUCUCUUCACCAAACGCACCUAUGUGGUCAGCUCAGGGGACUCCUUCAGCGCACUCAAAGCAGUGGAGUAUGAGCAGUAUCUUCUUGAGCAACAGCAAAAUUCUCCUCCCGCUUCCGCCAGUAGUGAAGGCGGAAAUUCUCAAUCUCAACCUGCGCCGGGUCGGAAUCAAGCAACAGACAUCCAGUUACAAGGCAAGAAAACUGAAACCAACGCUCCUGAUACAUCUUCACCUAAAACUCCAUUUGAGUCGCCAUCACCAUCACCAUUACAAUUACCAUACACAAUCGUCACCGUACCCCGUGCAAGAAGGGUCCACCAAUCAUACCUAACAGCGCCAAUAUCCACUCUGCAUUGUCUAUGGGCCUGUAUCCAAGUUCUACGAUGUAAUCAUUCUGAUCAAAAGUUAUCAGAAGAAAAGAACUUCUCCUCCCAAUCCUCAUCUUCACCAUCACCACCUUCAUACUCUACAACUCCAUUCCCAUCAACUCCUUACCCAGAUAUAAUCCUCACAAACGGCCCCGCCACAGCCGUUUGUGUCAUCAUCGCCGCAAAAAUACUGCGUACCACCGACUCUAUAUUACCGUUCCUCUCCUGCUUCUUUCAACUGCAACGGCCACAAGACGCUUCCCCACGCCUUAGGAAAAGAUACCUCCGCACCAUAUUCGUCGAGUCGUGGGCGCGCGUCACGACGCUUAGUUUAUCGGGUAAGAUCGUGCUGCCGCUUGUGGAUCGGUUCUUGGUGCAAUGGGACGGGCUGGACGGGUAUUCGAGUUGUUUAGGUGGGAAGGCGGAGUUUGCAGGGGCGCUUGUGGCCUAG
Molecule: messenger RNA, 987 nt
Organism: Paracoccidioides lutzii Pb01
Product: UDP-N-acetylglucosamine transferase subunit alg14
Exons: 1
Coding region: 1-987 (328 amino acids)
Biological process (GO): dolichol-linked oligosaccharide biosynthetic process
Cellular component (GO): UDP-N-acetylglucosamine transferase complex
Source: RefSeq, a predicted model, not a curated record